CGAGAGAGCACAUGGUACAGAACAUAGUCGGCUUGUAACUCGGAUCGGUGGGGAAAUUAUGCCAAGCGCUUCAUCGCAAUCUUCCAUGCAGAUCACAACGCAAAUGGAGAACAACGACCUGACCAAGAAUGUCUUGAGCUUGUUGGAGAAGAAAGUUCGUAAUUUGGAAAAGCGCAAGGGAAAGCUUGAUGGCUACAAGAAGCUGGUUGAUGCGGGACAAUCACUGAAUGACGAUCAAAAGCUUGCAGUUGGUCAGUUGAAUCAAGUUGAACAAAAUUUGGAAUUUGCCAGGGAUUUGCAGAAGAACAUCACUCAGAUUUGUAAUGAGCACCAAAAACUCCAGAAGAAGCUUGCCAAGCGUGAUCAGGCAGCCCAGGCUGCGGCACAACGUGAUGGUGACAUCACCAAGGUGUGCCAGGUGUUGGAGUUGCAGUCAUUGAUGGACAAUCUAUCAGAAGAUGUACGGGUGGACUUUUUAAAUGGCACCAAUGGUGCUUUGGUGGUGUCGGAGGAGAGUUUUGUCCAAAUUGAUGAGUUUUACAAGUUGAUAACUCCUAGUGCUGAUGCUGAGGAACCAAUGAAAGAACAGCAAAUGGCUGCUAGUCUUCACAUUGUGAAAUUUCUUGAGGGAAGCCCGGACUCAGUUGUGGACACAACAUACAAAGCACUCAAUGAGCUGGUUACAUCAAUCAAGAAAUGUGAUUACUUUGAGCAGUCACAAGGCAAUGAUGACAAAGAUGAGGAGGAGGAGGAGGAAGAAGAAGUUGCCGCUGAGGGUGAAAAUAAUGAAGAUCAAGAAGGUUCAGGAGAUGAUAACACCACAGAGACCCAGAGCCAGACAGUAGAAUCAGCAAAUGGACCCUCAGAUACUCAAGUCAAUGGUGGAAACAAUACAGCAACAAAAGUGAAAGAUGGUGGAAAUGUAGCAAUGUUUGUCUCAAAUGAACAUGGUCUGAACUUCCUCAGUGAAUCAGAGGUUGAAUCUAAACCUCCAGCUCCUGCAGAACUGCCCCCAGCUCUUGAGAAACAGAGUGAACAAGCUCCACCUGAGAACAAUGCUAGUAGAGAUGAAGGAUGGAAAGAUCCGGGGGGUGAAGGAACACCAGGUAAUCAAGGGGAUGAUGCUGGUUUUGACACGGUGCAUCAUUCAAAUGGAUUUUCCCGUGGAGGACGUGGAGGAAGAGGUGGAUUCCGCAGAGGUGAUGGUUACAAUCGUAGAGGGGGCCCACCUGGUGAGAGAGGAAACAGGCGUGGCAGAGGAGGAUAUGGAGGACCUCCUCGUGGUGGAAGAGGGGGAUAUGGACAACAGGACCAUAGAUAUGGAGGACCUUCUGGAAGGGGCUCUCGUGGUGGACCACGAGGAGGCCCCAGAGGUGAUCGUGGUGGACGCCGUGGGGGAGGACCCCCACAGUAGAUACUUCUUUUUGGGAUGACAUAAAAUUGCAACUAAACUUCAUUGAGUUAGGAAGAUUUUGAUGGAGCUUUUGGCAUAAUGUUACAAGAACUGACCUAGUUACAAGCUUUUGGACCCUGUGCAUGCAACAAGUGUGAAACUGUCAGGCCUAUAUGAUAGUUGUAUAAAAAAAUGAUGGGUAAAGAUGAACAAUAAGAGUCUGGCACGCAACUUCUCACUCAGACACCCUUAUUACCAGUGGAUUCUGGCAGACAUUUUCCAUUUAAAGAUAACUACUUAAAUGACAGGAAUAUUCAGAAAGAUAUAAAAAUAUUCCUCUUCGACUGCAACAAGUGUUUCUUUAUGAAAGCUAUUGACUUCUACAAAAACAGCAUAAAAAGUGGUGGAAUGUGCAAGCAAUGAAAACUGUUUCUCCUCAAGUGUUCAAAGUAUAAAAGCAGAAGGAUAGACUUGCUAAAAAGAAUCAAACUGCAAAAUGUUGAUAUUUGAUAUCACCCUUUGAAAAACACUUAUCAGCCAGGAAUCUCUGGAUGCAUUGUUGAGCAGCAAGAUGGACUAAGAGAUAUAAUUAUUUAGAGACUGUCCGUUGUAAUCAGGCUGAGUGAUUCCACAGUUUGAAAGUGUUACCUUCUCCCCCCCUCCCCUCCUCUUGUUGUUGUUGUGAUUGUUUUGUGUGUUUUGCAGAAGCAUUUUAACACAAUUUGUGCUUCUAGUGUUUUGAUCAAAAUAAAAGCCGGGUAUGAAAGGAUUUCCCAUUGACACGAGUAUUGUAAUUUAAAAAUUAAAGUCAUAAAAAUGUAAGUGCAUUGA
Stylophora pistillata is the source of this 2224-nucleotide messenger RNA. RefSeq lists its product as uncharacterized. Gene Ontology annotation, cellular component: cytoplasm. Lineage: Eukaryota; Metazoa; Cnidaria; Anthozoa; Scleractinia; Pocilloporidae. Gene Ontology annotation, molecular function: RNA binding. The record is from RefSeq and is a predicted model, not a curated record.